Messenger RNA from Eptesicus fuscus (big brown bat), 1260 nucleotides. RefSeq names its product keratin 20 (gene KRT20). Gene Ontology annotation, molecular function: structural molecule activity. Lineage: Eukaryota; Metazoa; Chordata; Mammalia; Chiroptera; Vespertilionidae. The coding region runs from base 1 to 1260 and encodes 419 amino acids. The transcript is spliced from 8 exons. The record is from RefSeq and is a predicted model, not a curated record.
AUGGAUUUCACACGCAGAAGCUUGCAAAGAAGCCUGAGUUCCUCCUCACAGGCCUCUAUGGUCAACAUGUAUAGGACUGGGAGCAGGCAGCUCCUGGGGACGGCACCCAGCGUCUAUGGGGGAGCUGGAGGCCACGGCACCCGCAUCUCAACCUCCAAAAGCUUGGUGAGCUAUGGGAAUGAUCUCAACAGAAGCGACCUGUUUAUUGGCAAUGAGAAGAUGGCCAUGAGAAACCUCAAUGACCGCCUAGCAAGCUACCUAGAAAAAGUGCGCUCCCUGGAGCAGUCCAACUACAAACUUGAGAUGCAGAUUAAGCAAUGGUAUGAAUCAAACUCGCCCAGCACCAGUCGGGACUACGGUGCAUACUACAAACAAAUUGAAGAGCUGCAAGCUCAGAUUAAGGAUGCUCAACGGCAACAUGCUCUGUGUGUCCUGAAAAUUGAUAAUGGCAAACUGGCGGCUGAGGACUUCAGACUGAAGUAUGAGACUGAAAGAGGGAUGCGCCUAACAGUGGAAGCUGACCUCCAGAGCCUGAGUAAGGUUUAUGACGAUCUAACCCUAAACAAAACAGACUUGGAGAUGCAAAUUGAAGAACUGAAUAAAGACCUGGUUCUCCUCAAAAAAGAACAUCAGGAGGAAGUGGACAGCCUACGCAAACAGCUGGGCAAUACUGUCAGUGUGGAGCUGAAGGCUGCUCCAGCCCUGAACCUCAGUGCCAUCAUGGAUGAAAUGCGGCAGAAAUAUGAAGUCUUGGCACAAGAGAACCUUAAGAAGGUCAAAGAAGAGUUUGAGAUACAGACUGAAACUCUGCAGCAACAAGUUUCAGUGGACACUGCAGAAUUAAAGGAAUCAGAGGUUCAAGUAAAGGAGCUGAGACGCACCUACCAGAACUUGGAGAUAGACCUCAAGUCCCAUCUCAGUAUGAAACAAUCUUUGGAGCAGACACUGCAAGAUACCCAAGCUCGUUAUCAGAGCCAGCUGGCCGCCCUCCAGGCCCUGCUGAACUCCAUAGAGGCCCAACUGAUGCAGAUUCGAGCUGAUACAGAACGCCAGAGCAAGGAAUACAAUGAGCUCCUUGACAUGAAGAUCAGGCUGGAGCAGGAAAUUGCUACUUACCGGCGCCUUCUGGAAGGAGAGGAGCUCAUCCUGGAGGAGAAAGCAGAUGUAAAGAAAACCAGGAAGAUUAAGACAGUGGUGGAAGAAGUAGUGGAUGGCAAGGUCGUGUCAUCUGAAAUCAAAGAAAUGGAAGAAAGUAUAUAA